AUGGCUUCUCACUUCUUUGUCCCUUUCAUCUGCUGUUUUAGUGUUGGAAUUGGCAACAGCGAGGUGGGAGGCCGAAGUAGAGGCGCGGAGGGGUUCGAUGUGGAAUGGAUAAAAUACGAGGAGGAGGUGGAGGAGAGUGCAGAUAGGUGGUCAAAACCUCACGUGGCAAUCCAGCCGCUUAUGUCGGUAUUCGAAGUUCGCAGUUGCCUCGCCAAAGCUGUCAUGCUGUUGGAUUUGGAGGUGAUGUCAUUGGAACUUGUGGCUGCGUCACUGACCCCUCUUGGCACUCCUACUGGAUCUGAUGUUCAGUCCUUCAUGGGAACUCCAUUGACCGAUGGGGAGUGUGCCGUCCAUCACGCGUGUCCAGCUGCCCAACCAUGUCCAUUUGGAUUCUAUCCAGCUAAUAGAGAUGUGAAGGAGGUAUCGCGGGUCCACACCACUGGACUGGGGGCAGUCGCCGAAGGUAGACGUCAUCCUCGGCCCUUCUGUUAG
Molecule: messenger RNA, 492 nt
Organism: Echinococcus granulosus
Lineage: Eukaryota; Metazoa; Platyhelminthes; Cestoda; Cyclophyllidea; Taeniidae
Product: Electrogenic sodium bicarbonate cotransporter
Exons: 5
Coding region: 1-492 (163 amino acids)
Biological process (GO): monoatomic anion transport
Cellular component (GO): membrane
Molecular function (GO): monoatomic anion transmembrane transporter activity
Source: RefSeq, a predicted model, not a curated record